CGGCUCCCCCUUCCACAACUUCCUGCAUGUGCCGACAAUAUGGCAGCGCCCGUAGCGAUUCACCUGGAGUUUGGGGGUGGAGCAGAGCUGCUUGUCGAUGGUGUGAAGGAUCAUCAUGUGACCCUUCCAAGCCAACCUGAACCUUGGGACGUGAAGCAGCUGCUGGUCUGGAUCCGACAGAACCUGCUGAAGGAACGGCCCGAACUCUUUGUCCAGGGAGACUCCGUGAGACCAGGGAUUCUGGUGCUUAUCAAUGAUGCAGACUGGGAGCUAAUGGGGGAGCUGGAUUACCAACUACAAGACCAAGACAACGUAGUGUUUAUUUCUACUCUUCAUGGAGGCUAGCAAAUGAGAUAGGAAUACAAACAUCCCAUACGUAUCAGUAACAGCCUUUUCUCCACAUCCUCUGCACUCUUACCCCCCGCCCCACAUCUCAACAACACACAAGCCCAUUGGACGCUGGGGAUGUGUCGGCCUGCACGGUGAGGUCUGACCGUGAUUGAUGUUCGUCGCAGGAAUGAGUGGAAAUUCCAAGAUGGUCGCUGAGAAAAAUGUCGAAAACUGUGAGAUGGGCCUUCUGUUGACGUUUAAAACAUUUUUUUAAUUGGACAGGUGUAAAGAGAAGUCAUUUGAAGCUCUGGUUACCUGGCCCACUUACCGGUGUGAGUGUGAAUACCUACUGUAUAGCUGAAGUGUAAACCUUCAUCUACCUACAUCCUCUCUUACAGUGUGACCAUGACUGAUAAAGGCUUCCUCUUCCAUGACCUUCAGUCCACGAGAAAAUAAAAUAAAAGGUAGCACUUCUUUUAACCCCAUUUAAUAAGCAUUUCUUAACCGUGUAUAAAGUAUGUGAGGUUGUGAGCAGAUAUAAGGAUAUCUUAUGGGUGAAUUAAUGUAUUUAUCAACUAUUAUGACUAAUCCUACAAAGAAAUAUUUUAUCUGUUUUUUUUACUAUGAAGGAUUACAGUUGGUGACAAAUAAAGAUCAAACAUGUCCUUUGAUCUGCUUACAGGCAUGUAGUGGUUAUAUAAUGCGUACAAUGCUAUUAAAUGGGUGAAAAGAAAGUGCAGUUUGGGUUUUUUUUGGUUCAAUUUGAUUUGAUAAAAAAAUAUUUUUUCUAACUGCUUUUUUGUAAUUUUCCUCACGUAAUAGAACAAAAAGAUUUAAAGUGUUUUGCUUUUA
This is a messenger RNA of Eleginops maclovinus (Patagonian blennie), 1182 nucleotides long. It is a transcript of the gene urm1, whose product is annotated as ubiquitin related modifier 1. Gene Ontology annotation, cellular component: nucleus; cytoplasm. Gene Ontology annotation, molecular function: protein tag activity. The record is from RefSeq and is a predicted model, not a curated record. Gene Ontology annotation, biological process: protein urmylation; tRNA thio-modification. Bases 40 to 345 code for a protein of 101 amino acids. The transcript has 5 exons. Lineage: Eukaryota; Metazoa; Chordata; Actinopteri; Perciformes; Eleginopidae.